Molecule: messenger RNA, 1151 nt
Organism: Aspergillus welwitschiae
Lineage: Eukaryota; Fungi; Ascomycota; Eurotiomycetes; Eurotiales; Aspergillaceae
Gene: phb1
Product: prohibitin subunit PHB1
Exons: 2
Coding region: 58-897 (279 amino acids)
Biological process (GO): mitochondrion organization
Cellular component (GO): membrane; mitochondrion
Source: RefSeq, a predicted model, not a curated record
CGGUCGUUUCUCUGUCGCUGCUGAAGUCCCCGUCCCCUCGCUCAUCAAUCUAUCACCAUGUCUACCUUCCUCCAGCAGAUCUACCGCCUCGCGGUUCCCAUCUCGGCGGGAGUCUACAUCUUCAACUCCUCCAUUUACGAUGUUCGUGGUGGUACCCGCGCUGUCAUCUUCGACCGAUUGUCCGGAGUGCAGGAGAAGGUCAUGAACGAGGGCACACACUUCCUCAUCCCUUGGUUGCAGCGAGCUAUUAUCUAUGAUGUUCGCACCAAGCCCCGCAACAUUUCCACCACCACGGGUAGUAAGGACUUGCAGAUGGUCAGCUUGACUCUGCGUGUGCUGCACCGUCCUGAGGUCCCGAAGCUGCCGGCCAUCUACCAGUCCUACGGUAUCGACUACGAUGAGCGUGUGCUCCCAUCCAUCGGAAACGAAGUUCUCAAAGCCAUUGUCGCUCAGUUCGAUGCCGCCGAACUGAUCACCCAGCGUGAAGCUGUCUCCAACCGCAUCCGCACAGACCUCAUGAAGAGAGCUUCUCAGUUCAACGUCGCCCUUGAGGACGUCUCCAUUACCCACAUGACCUUCGGAAAGGAAUUCACCCGUGCCGUCGAGCAGAAGCAGAUCGCCCAGCAGGACGCCGAGCGGGCCCGUUUCAUUGUCGAGAGGGCCGAGCAGGAACGUCAGGCCAAUGUCAUCCGCGCCGAGGGUGAAGCCGAGAGUGCCGAUAUUAUCAGCAAGGCUGUUGCCAAGGCGGGCAGCGGCUUGAUUGAGAUUCGUCGUAUCGAUGCCAGCAAGGAGAUCGCGACGACGCUUGCCAACAACCCCAACGUCACGUAUCUGCCUGGUAACGAUGGCAAGGAAGGCGGAAAGAGCACUAGCCUCUUGCUGGGCUUGAGAAACUAGAAGGCGCUGUGGCUUGGUAAAUGGAAUUACGUGUAUUUCUUAUUUCUCUUUUCUUUGUUGUUUUCCUUCAACCGGAUGGAUCUCAGGCGUGCAUGAUCUCCGUGGCGAAUUAAUGUCGUUUGGUCUUCUUUCUUCAUCACUUCCUCUCUUACACACCCUCUCGCACGCAUGCACUCCUACACGCAUGAACCUGUAGCAAUAUCAUACCCAUUCCUCUCUCAAAUAUGCCUCUACAUAUCUAAACCUUAUAGCAG